Messenger RNA from Baudoinia panamericana UAMH 10762, 3357 nucleotides. RefSeq lists its product as uncharacterized. The transcript has a single exon. The coding region runs from base 310 to 3030 and encodes 906 amino acids. Gene Ontology annotation, molecular function: acetylglutamate kinase activity; arginine binding; N-acetyl-gamma-glutamyl-phosphate reductase (NADP+) activity. Gene Ontology annotation, cellular component: mitochondrion; mitochondrial matrix; cytoplasm. NCBI's taxonomy places the organism in Eukaryota, Fungi, Ascomycota, Dothideomycetes, Mycosphaerellales, Teratosphaeriaceae. Gene Ontology annotation, biological process: L-arginine biosynthetic process. The record is from RefSeq and is a predicted model, not a curated record.
CUCCACGCCGAAUGCAUUGAUCGUGCCAAAUUCAAAUAAACUUACAACAUAUGAGUGCCGUACCAGUUUUCUCGUGGCAAAAUAGAACUUAUAUCAAAGAAGACUUGCCCGCCUUGCGAUAACGGCCAGCGCCAUUUUGCGGGGGCUGUGGGUCGAGGUCAUAUCUGCGGGAGAAGCUUUCCUUCGCGAACUUUUUGCACAGAAAAUACACCCAACACCUGCAGGGAACACAGUAGGGCUUGAUAUUUGCGAGCUCAGCCAUUUGAUUUGCUGAGCUGCCGCAUGGACUAUUAGACUAUCAACGGCACAAUGCAAUCACUCGGGCGUCCGCUGCUGCGGCAGGUCGCCAGUUACUCCGUCACUCAGAAGCUCAGCACGCGAGCAUGUAGUACUCUGCUUGUCCCCAGCCAGCGGUCAGUCUCGUCGCCGAAGAGACAGCGCCGCCAUGUCACUCGAGGCUUCGCGAGCUCACGCUACGAUGAUGGAUCAGCCCGAAGUGCGGUUAUCAACGUGCUCAAUAACAUCGGCAGCAAGCGUGAGGUUCAGCAAUACCUGGCGCAAUUCACCUCGGUCUCCUCACAGCAGUUUGCCGUGAUUAAAGUGGGAGGUGCGAUCCUGACAGACUACCUCGACGUUCUAUGCGCCAGUCUGCGCAACCUCAACCAAAUGGGCCUGUUCCCAGUAAUCAUUCACGGAGCAGGACCACAACUCAAUAAACUGCUUGAAGAGGCAGGAGUUGAGCCCGCGUACCAAGAAGGCAUUCGAAUCACCGACGGAAAGACGCUUGGUGUGGCGCGGAAGCUUUUCCUCGAGGAGAACCUGAAGUUGGCAGAGGCACUCGAAUCGUGGGGUGUGAGGGCACGGCCCAUAACAUCAGGUGUGCUGAUGGCGGAUUACAAAGACAAGGAGAUCUACCAGCUUGUUGGAGAAGUCAACCAGGUCAAUGUCGCUCCGAUUAAAGCCGCAAUUGCGGACGGCUACAUCCCUGUCCUUACGUGCAUGGCGGAGAGCGAGGACGGUCAAGUUCUGAACGUCAAUGCGGAUAAAGCUGCUGCAGAGCUCGCGCGCGCACUGGUCCCAUUGAAGAUUGUGUACUUGUCGGAGAAGGGCGGUAUUCACGACAAGGAGACCGGCAAGCUCGUCGAGGCAAUCAACCUUGACGAAGAGUACGACGAAUACAUGAAGAAACCUUGGGUUAUACACGGUACGCGGAGUAAGAUACGGGACAUCAAGACGUUGCUGGACGACUUACCGCGCAGCUCUUCAGUUGCCAUCAUACAUCCGGAGAGCCUUGAGAGAGAGCUCUUCACACAUUCAGGCGCAGGCACUCUUAUCAGACGCGGCACCAAGUUACGGCAGGCCGAAUCGUUGUCCGAAUUGGACGCUGAGAGAUUGUCAAUGCUAAAGAAGACGCUCGUGCGUGAUCGCGAGGGCCUGGAUGCCGGUGCUGUCGUGGAAAGGUAUCUUGAAACAUUGAAAGACCGUCCGUUCCGAGCGUACUACGACGAGAACAUGGAGGCUCUAGCUAUUGUCCUGCCACCAAGUUCCGGAUCUUCAAGCGCGCUUGCUCACCUUGCGACGCUGACGAUGUCGCGCUCGGCCUGGCUCUCAAACAUUGCCGACAACGUCUUCCAGAAUCUCAAGCGGGACUUCCCGAAGCUAGCGUGGACCGUGAAGCAAGACGACGAGAACUUGACGUGGUUUUCAGAGAAGGCUGAUGGCUCCAUUGCACGACGUGGCGAGGUGCUGUUCUGGUAUGGCAUCGAGUCGCCGGAAGAGGUGCGCGAGCUCAUGUCCGAGUUCGUACAACACGGCCGACAGAUGUUCGGCGAUAUCAACCUUGAAUCGCAACUACACAGGGCCGCCGCUGCGGCAGAGCGGAUACGGGCGGGUGCCGAACGAUUGAUGGGCAACAGACCAGGCGCUCAGCCAAUGCAAGCAAGAGCCUUCUCCACAAGCGCACGAAGACCGAUCAUACCCUCUAAAGCCGACGCCACGCCGCGGCGAGGCUACGCCACUACCAACCCCAACCCACCCCUUGGCAUCAAGAACAGCGAGAAGGAAUACCCGUCCAAGAUCGCUCUGAUCGGUGCGCGCGGCUACACCGGCCAAGCAUUAAUCGACCUCCUCAACCGCCACCCGAACAUGGAUCUCUGCCACGUCUCCUCUCGUGAGCUCGCUGGCAAGAGGCUCAAGGGCUACGAGAAGAAAGAGAUCAUUUACGAGAACCUCUCUCCUGAUGACGUCCGACGGAUGGCGGAAAAGCAGGAGAUUGACUGCUGGGUGAUGGCCCUGCCUAAUGGCGUCUGCAAACCGUACGUCGACGCCGUUGACGAGAGCGGGCACAAGGAAGCUCUCGUCAUUGACUUGUCCGCUGAUUACCGCUUCACACCGUCCUGGACAUAUGGCCUCCCGGAGCUUGUACAGAGGAGCAAGAUCGCAUCAUCCACCCGCGUCUCGAACCCAGGGUGCUACGCCACCGCCGCACAACUCGGUAUUGCCCCUCUACUCCCGCACCUCGCACCCUCGCCGGCACAUCCGACCGUCUUCGGCGUCUCUGGCUACUCCGGCGCCGGCACGAAGCCAUCUCCGAAGAACAACGUUCAGAAUCUUACCGACAAUCUAAUCCCCUACUCAUUAACCGACCACAUCCACGAACGCGAAAUCAGCGCUCAACUCGGUACCGAAGUAGCCUUCAUUCCUCACGUUGCCGUGUGGUUUGCGGGCAUUCACCAUACCAUCUCACUCCCCUUAGCGCAUGAGAUGACGUCGCGGGAUGUGCGCAACCUGUACCAAGACCGAUAUCACGGGGAGAAGCUCGUUACUGUAAGGGGUGAAUCUCCGCUGGUCAAAUCGAUUGCGGGUAAGCAUGGGGUUGAGAUUGGUGGGUUUGCGGUGCAUUCGGGUGGCAAGAGGGUCGUGAUUAACGUGACGAUUGAUAACCUGUUGAAGGGUGCCGCGACGCAGUGUCUGCAGAAUAUGAACCUUGCGUUGGGGUAUGCGGAGUACGAGGGCAUACCGGUGGAGUGAGAGGGUCGGAAUGGAACCGGAAUACUUCGUUACGGUGUGGUUUCCGCAGGAUACCAGAAGAGCCGAGUCGCGAGGAAGAUGCAAAGGUAUGUACGCUGGCGACAGCGUGGCUUUGUGGUCAGCAGCCUCUGCUUGUGAAAAUCUAAAGGCCACGACCGGGAGGUAGCGUCAUCCUGGCGCAGGUUGCAGCGAGGCGUUACCGAGUGUACAAACGGAAAAGCUUUUUCAUGGAUGCUGAAUCAUGCUAGUACACGCGAUAGAUAGUACAGGGCGUCAAAGGCUAUCGUACAUCGUCUACAGAUGAUCUCUUUACUGUUACCGUACUGU